This is a messenger RNA of Ctenopharyngodon idella (grass carp), 2210 nucleotides long. RefSeq names its product zinc finger protein 239-like. Lineage: Eukaryota; Metazoa; Chordata; Actinopteri; Cypriniformes; Xenocyprididae. Gene Ontology annotation, biological process: regulation of transcription by RNA polymerase II. The record is from RefSeq and is a predicted model, not a curated record. The transcript has 3 exons. Gene Ontology annotation, molecular function: DNA-binding transcription factor activity; RNA polymerase II cis-regulatory region sequence-specific DNA binding. Bases 360 to 1415 code for a protein of 351 amino acids.
AAGAACAGUCCUCUGUAGGCUGGAGUCCCAUUUAACAACACUCAGUCCGACCUUCGCGGACUUCAAAGGAUGCAGCCUUUGAAUUGGGACAUAGCCUGGAUCUCAAUGUGCAUAUCCAAAUAUGUGACAUUAGUAAUAUUAAGGGUGGAUAGUAUGCACAUUGGGAUGCAGGGAUAGCUUUGGUUUUUGAUAAGUUGUCGAGUCGCAGUGAUGACGUCGACCAUAACGCCAUCAGUCAGCAUCUAGUCUUCUGAGAUCUGCUCUGACUACUACACAGGAAUUCCCCUUUUGUGAAGCUUCUUCUACAACAAUUCACCAAUAAAUGCUGGAAUAUUUCCAUUAGCUUACAAGUGAAGAACAUGAAUGAUCCAGAACCCUACAGAAUAAAACAUGAAGAUAUUGAAGAACAAGACCAGAAGGAAGAAUAUGAAGAGAGUGAAGAAUUUACUGAAGUUAAGGAGAAACAGGAUGUCAAAUCUGUAAAACAAACGUCAAGCCUCACACUGAAAAGAAGAGCCAAACAAUCUUUUACCUGUACUCAGUGUGGAAAGAGCUUUUCAUACAAACAAAAUCUGAAACAUCACACAAGAGUUCAUAGUGGAGAGAAACCUUUCACGUGUGAUCAGUGUGGGAAUAGUUUCACACGAAAAGGAUCUCUUGAAGAUCACAUGAAAAUCCACACUGGAGAGAAGCCACACACAUGUGAUCAGUGCGGGAAGAGUUACAGACACGCAAACACUCUUAAAUCACAUCUGCGUUCUCAUUCUGGAGAAAGACCAUUUGCCUGUGAUCAGUGUGGUAAAACGUUUUUAAGGGCUGAAUCCCUGAAGAGCCACUUGAAAGUUCAUACAAAGGAGAAGCCUUAUGUUUGUUCUUUGUGUGGAAAGAGUUUUAGUCGACUGAACGCUUUUAAAUUACACCAGAAAAGACACAGUGGCGUAAAGAAUCACAUAUGUUUUGAUUGUGGAAAAUCCUUUAUUAGAGAUGCUGAACUGAAACAGCACCAGAAGACUCACACUGGAGAAAAACCUUACAAGUGUUCACACUGUGGGAAAAGUUUCAGUCAGGCAGGACACAUGAAAAUACAUGAGAGGAUCCACACUGGAGAGAAGCCGCACACAUGCGAUCAGUGUGGGAAGAGUUUUGCACAUGCAAACACUCUUAAAUUACAUUUGAUUUCUCAUUCUGGAGAAAGACAUUAUAACUGCGAUCAGUGCAGUAAAACAUUUGUUAGGGCAGAUUGUCUGAAGAACCACCUCAAAGUUCAUAGAAAGGAGAAGCCUCACAUGUGUUCUUUGUGUGGAAAGAGUUUUACUCAGCUGGUUGCCUUAAAAUUAAACCAGAAAAGACACAGUGGUGUGAAAAAUCAUGUGUGCUUUGAUUGUGUGAAGACAUUAUUACAGAUGCUGAACUGAAAUUGUACCAGAGAAUUUACACUAGAGAAGAGCCUUACAGCAUCUACAGGAGCCACGAUAAAAAAGAAAGGCUGUAUUACUGUGGGAAGAUUUUUAGUAAAUUAGCUUCUCUACUCAGUCAUACAAAAAGCAAAUUUCUAAUGCAUUAAAAGCUCCCUUACAUAUAAACUAUAUAAAAGUAACUGGACAAAGAACCGUCAUCCAAUGUUGCCAACAAUUUCAUCCUUGUGAUUAGAUCUAAUUACUUGACCACUUCAGACAUAUUUACCAAAUGCAGAUGAAAGAUUUACUAUAAUGAUGGGGAAAUAUUUUAUGAUUUUGGUGUGUAUAAAGGUGAUUAUUAUUUUGUUAUUCCUAAUGCCAUUACCAUUUGCACAUGUAAAGUAUUACGUUCUAAAUGAGGUAUCAUUAAAUAAUUAAUAUUUUUGCACACAUUUGUUUUUGGUUAAUGCUAAUUUAUAAAUACGCUUUUGUCCAUUGUUAGAUUGUGUUCUCAUUUAUAAAUCACUUCAUAACAAUUUUUAAAAUUGUAUUGUUAUAUGUAGAAAUUUACAUAAGAUUUAAGUGUUUUAAAAUUAUUGUUAAUUCAUGUUAACUAUAAUGUAAUAUUUACAGAAUAUGAUUCUCCAAUGCACAUUUAUGAGAGCACCAUGACGCAUGUGUGUUGGGUUGAUGCGAGAGAUGUGUCAGCACAACGUGUGUGUGUGUGUGUGUGUGUGUGUACAUGAGGUAUUGUGUGAAUGCGCAUUGGAGAUAACAUUUUGUAAAGUGGUAAUUUUUUUUUUUUUUUUUUUU